UCCCCAGCAUGAUUCUCCAAGACGUUGUCGACCAGAUCAUGGAAAAGAGACACAGCUUUCUAGACAUGACUGCGCUCGUUUAGAACAUCCGCUGCCUGCACCGUACACGGACACCGUACAGAGAGAUUAGAAGUGAGUGAAAUAAACGGUGCUAGGCUAUAUAAUAUAUCUAAUUCUGGGAAAACCUCUGCGCAUAUAACACAUUUCCAUGCGCUCGUGUGAACGGUAAACAGGAGUGUCGUAUAUUAUAUCUGUAUUUGGAGGGGAAAAAACGAACUAAUAAUGGUCAAAAAACGAACGGAUGACAUGACAGACAACUUCAAGAACGAGAUGAGAGUGAACAGGCUGACGGUCGCAUUCCGUUACUCCAAAGACGCACUCGAGAACGUCAGAGAAUGAAAAGAGCUCCAGAAUACAACCCCAAAAAAUCUCCAUAACGCGCGUGCUCGAGCAAGAAUUCGAUAUAUUGCAUCGCAUCUCAGUGGACAUCGACAGAGAAGUUAAGGCCACACAGAUUGACAGGUUGACCACUGAAAGUCAAGAUGGCCCACCUUUUCCUAGCCAGCAAAAUCUCUAUUCCAGAUGACUCUAUCAAUAAAAAUGCACCGAAAGUCCCCAAAAGCGCCAUGAAAAUGCCCACAUCUACCUCUGAGAAAGUCACUACAGAGAAAUCCAACAUCAACAACCACAACAAGAAGGACCGUAGCGUUGUUGUGAAGACCGUCCCAUUAAUCAACGAGGUGCAGCUGACAGCGGCCACCGGCGGGGCAGAGAUGUCGUGCUACCGGUGCACCGUGCCAUUUGGCGUGGUGGUCCUUAUCGCCGGUAUUGUGGUAACGGCCGUGGCGUACACGUUCAACUCCCACGGCUCCACCAUCUCGGUGCUGGGGCUGGUUCUGCUGUCGGCUGGGCUAGCCCUCCUGGGGUCCAGUGCUGUCUGCUGGAGGGUCCGGCUUGGGAGGAAGAAGGACCGGAGGAGGGAGAGUCAGACGGCCCUCAUGGCCAACCAUGGACUAUGCGUGGUCUGAGCCCUGAGGGAAGAGAGGGACUGUUAAAGUUUGAAGUUUCAACUAUUUGUAGUCAAGGUGCCGCUGUGGCCUGAGGGGACGACAUGGACAGUGGAACUGUGGGACUGUUAAAUGGAACAAUUUGAAGUUUGAACAAAAAGGUAUCGAAUGACAAGAGACUGGAGAGAGUUUAGGGAUGUCUGAGCUGGUUGGGUAUGAAGGACUCACACAUUAUCAAAAACAGAUGCUUAGCUGAAGGACUAGAAUGGGCUAGAAAGUCUAGCUGCUUUGUAGGUGAGAUACUAUCCGGAGAGACUAUAUACCUAGAAAGCAGGAGUUGGAACUGAAAUUAAUUUCCAAAUGUUGACCCAUAUUUUUUUCAUUCUGUUCCGCUGUUACGACCAGCAAAAUAAUGUUCUGAACUGGUUUGAACCCCCAAAAAGUACAGUUUUAUAUCGUUCCGUUCUGUUCCUUCAAAUCAACAGUUGUCUACAUUUAGCUCAUUAAAUGACUUUACCAAUCAGUGUGGAUGCGACUGAAAUAUUGAGGAGAGAGCGACAGAGGGUUGAGGAAGAGGCUUGAAGUGCUAGGCAUCUUGUUAUGACAUGCAUGAUCUGAAUUUAGGUCCACAGAAUUAUACCUAUGAGGAGCGGCUUCUAUGGAGGAACAUUGAAUGUCGUUUGAGCUAGUUAGCUAACAAGUUUGAGCUAGCUAUCUAACAAGCUUGUGUAUGCACCAGAAUUAAAAAAUACGUCUUACCUUUUUGUAGUUAAUCAAUCCAAUGUGAAACGUGAUAACUAGGCAUUUAGUAUCUAGCAUUGAAUAAGUGCAUCCAUUCUUCUCUAACUGAUUGAAAAUCUCUCUCCCUAUCUUCUGAAUUCCGCUUGUAAUGUCAGUCAGUAGCCUAUGCUAACGUCAGUACAGUAUCCUAUGCUUCGGAGGGGGCAGAUAGCCUAAACACACACACACACGGGCAAAUUUUCAGUUUGCAGGCAGACACUGGAAUAGGUUUCUGAGUGACAGAGUGAGGGCUUUGCAAAGGUGCUUAGUUGUGUUUAGAAAUUAUUAUUUUUAAAUGCUUGGAACAUAAAAUGACGUUAUUAACCGGUUCCCAUGCUUUUAAAAUAAAGGUUCUGUUCCGGAACAGUAUGGAUCCCUUUCGUUCCCGGUUCUGUUUCUGUUCCUUGUAAAAUUAAGUUAUUUUCCUUUUUUCUGUUCUGUUCCCUGAACUGGUUCCAACCCCUGCUAGAAAGACUAGCUGUUCUGUAGCUAAAAUACCAUCUGAAAUUCUGGUGGUUUGUUCUCCCUGGACAUUUGAAAAGACCAGGAUCAAGAUCAUGGAGGUAAAUAGGGAUUAUCCAAAGAUGAGUUAUUGGAAAGUAAGGAUGAAGUAGGGUGAAGUUGCCCCUAGAUUCUAAUCCUGAGUCAUUUUAGCAUUUUCCUCACUAAUGGUUAAGGUUAGAUUGGGGGAGGAGAAGCUGAUCCUAGAUCUGUACCUAGGAGAAACUUCAUCCUGGAGCAGAAAGGAGUGUUACACGGUGGACCAUGAUUCUCCAUUCUACUAUUCUCAUGCACAUCACGUGAUGUAUCUGUGACUCUAUUGCUGCUCUGUUGAUGUUUCAAGUGAACAUGUAAUAGGUACUUAAUGUUAUGUUUUAGAUAAGUAGUAGACUGGCUGACUUUUCACAGUCAAAGCUCACUAUGACAAUGUAAAGUGAACUUGUAGGAAGUGAUUGCCUAAUGGAGUCAAAGUAUCUCUCUCAAGUUCGAUAUGCACAGCUUUUAAUGCUUCCCUUUAAAACAGUGCUCAUCAUUUUAAAUAACAAUACAAUAUACCUUUGUAACUGCCUAGUAUGCAGAAAAUUGAUUCAUUUAAUACAUGUUGUGCCAAAUGUGCAGUUUUUCAUUGUUAGACUAGAGCUGUGGCUAAGCAAGUUGUGGUUUCAUUGAAAAUUGUUAACAAAUAUAGCAUUGUACUCUGGUAAAGUUGCAUUUUCAUGCUAUUUAUGCCAUAUCCAUUGACAUAUAUUUGGAAUAUUUGUGCCAAUAAACUUAAAGACACAAAA
Oncorhynchus keta (chum salmon) is the source of this 3073-nucleotide messenger RNA. RefSeq names its product transmembrane protein 100-like. The coding region runs from base 543 to 1028 and encodes 161 amino acids. The transcript is spliced from 3 exons. The record is from RefSeq and is a predicted model, not a curated record. Lineage: Eukaryota; Metazoa; Chordata; Actinopteri; Salmoniformes; Salmonidae. Gene Ontology annotation, biological process: cellular response to BMP stimulus.